Messenger RNA from Eremothecium sinecaudum, 966 nucleotides. It is a transcript of the gene MTD1, whose product is annotated as methylenetetrahydrofolate dehydrogenase (NAD(+)). Gene Ontology annotation, cellular component: cytosol. The transcript has a single exon. Gene Ontology annotation, biological process: purine nucleobase biosynthetic process. Bases 1 to 966 code for a protein of 321 amino acids. Lineage: Eukaryota; Fungi; Ascomycota; Saccharomycetes; Saccharomycetales; Saccharomycetaceae. Gene Ontology annotation, molecular function: methylenetetrahydrofolate dehydrogenase (NAD+) activity; methylenetetrahydrofolate dehydrogenase (NADP+) activity. The record is from RefSeq and is a predicted model, not a curated record.
AUGUCUGAAGUUAAACCAGGUAAUACUGUUCUAGCCUCUUCUAUUUCCAAGAAGUUUCUCAAAGAGGUGGACGAGAGAAUACAAAGUAUGGUUUCAAUAAAACCAAACGGUCCUUUAUUGGUGGCUUUUCUCGCAAACGAUGACCAUGCCGCUGAAAUGUACGCAACUUGGACUGGCAGAACUUGUGAAUCCCUUGGCGUUCGUUACGAAUUGAGGAAGAUUGAUGACAAGGACUUCCUUGAAGAAGCUAUUUUGAGUGCUAAUGAGGAUGAUGAAGUUGACGGUAUACUGGUUUACUACCCAGUUUUCGGCAAUGCUCAAGAUCAGUACGUACAACAAGUCGUUUCAAGAGAGAAGGACGUGGAAGGAAUGAACCACGUGUACUACCAAAACCUGUACCAUAAUAUCAGAUACUUGGAUAAUAAUCAAGAUUUGAAGUCUAUCCUUCCUUGCACUCCGUUAGCUGUAGUUAAGAUCAUGGAAUACUUGAAGGUAUACAAUACGCUUCUUCCAGAGGGAAAUAGGUUGUACGGAAAGAAGUGUGUGGUUGUAAAUAGAUCAGAAAUUGUUGGAAGACCACUAGCUGCUCUUUUGGCAAAUGAUGGUGCCACAGUCUAUUCUGUGGACAUUAACAAUAUUCAGAAAUUUUCUCGUGGUGAGAGUCUAAAAUUUGCGAAGCACCAUGUAGAAGAUCUUGGCGAUUAUUCAGAGGAGCUGUUACAAGAAUGCUGCCAAGAUGCAGACGUCAUAAUUACUGGAGUACCGAGUGAAUCUUACAAGUUUCCAACUAGUUUUAUUAAGGAUGGAGCAGUAUGCAUCAACUUUUCUUCCCAUAAAAAUUUUGACGAUUCAGUGAAGACCAAAGCUGCGCUGUAUGUCCCAUCUACGGGUAAAGUUACCGUGGCUAUGCUGUUAAGGAAUAUGCUUAGACUCAUUGAAAACCGUCGUAAAAUGGCCGGUAACUAA